CUCGACGUCAUUUUCACCAAGUGAUUUGAUUGGCCAGUGAUUUGAGAGACCGUAUGAUAUAAACCGUAUGCGCCUCUCUGUGGAGCAUUUGGAGACUGGCACACGACAGUAUUGUGAAUUCCCUCUAAGUUGUUUAAAAUGGCAUUUGGAGUUUCUGAGUUUCUGACAGCAUCUGUGUUUUUCUUAAGCAUAUGCAAUGCACAAGAUAACUGUGCAGUCUAUGGUACAAUGGCUUUUACAUCUCCGACCAUCCCUGGAGCUAACCACACGGCAUGUUUUGAAGCCUGUGCAACAAAUCCUCAAUGCUACUACUACAAUUACAACGGUAUCUGCACACUUACACUCCUGUCGACUCGGCUCAACCCAGCGCUGAACGUGUUCACGGUGGGGUUCGUAAUCUGUCCCAAUGACCCUUCGCACUGUGUCGCAUCCACUGGUUAUACCGCAAUUGAUGACGUGUCCCCAGUAACCAAUCAAGAAUGCUUCAAUAAGUGUGCAUCGAAUUCGACAUGCGUUUACUAUCUUUAUAAUGCAGGCAAAUGCACAAAUAAACUGUUAACAGGUGAUGUGGUUGACACUAACUCUGAAAUAAAUACAGAAGCACUUAUUCGUUGCAAAAUGCCGGAGACAACUACACAAUCAAGUCUUACGACUUCAACAACAACCACCACAAGCAGAGGUAAAUUUGAUUUACGAAAUUAG
Molecule: messenger RNA, 702 nt
Organism: Physella acuta
Lineage: Eukaryota; Metazoa; Mollusca; Gastropoda; Physidae
Source: RefSeq, a predicted model, not a curated record